GCAGUCGAGGGCAAGGUGUCGGCGGCGCGGGUGAGGGAAGCGCCGAGGACCGAAGCGGUCGGAGUAUUGAACGAUGUCAUUCGGGUCGUCUGUUCCAUCGGAACCGUCUGAUUUCGGUAAGAUCAUGAGGAAGUGGAUGCCUAUUUUAGAAAGUAACGGUCGGAUCGGGAUUAGAUCUGUACCGUUCAUUGGAGAGAUGAUCCAUGUAUUGAACGGCAGAGGAUCUCAGCCCGACGUGAAAUCCCUGAAAAGUUUCAACGGUCAUUCGAGUUUCAACUUUGACGGGUGUCCUCAUGGCUUUUUGUGUUUUUUCCUUCAAAGCGAGAAGAGGAAUACCGUUCUGAUGGAAGCCACGUCGACCUUCUUGAUGCAUCCUUUCCUAUUUCACGUUCAACAACUAUCGAGCCCGCCCUUUCUCUUUGAUCGGCAACCACUUCUUUCCGGUCCCCGACCUUCUUCAAGAACCUCUUGCUUCAAGAAAAGAACCUAAUCCUUCCCUUCUUCUCCACUUCUCUCUCCCUCCUCUCUCUCUCUCUCUCUCUCUCUCUCUCUGUUAUACUCCCCCUCGCUUCCGAUGGCUCUUCCUCCUCCUCUUCUUGAUCUUCCAAGUUACCCACAACUCGACUGCGAUGGGUUCGACCUCCGACCAGGCCAUCCUCCUCCACGGCGACCUCGACCUAGAGAUCAUCGCCGCUCGCGACCUCCUCAACAUGGAUCUCUGCGCUGAGCGCUUCCGUCGCUGCUUCGGUUUAUGUGGCCUCCCUUUCCCCCGCCCCGCCGACGGCCGCAAUCUCCCAUCCUCCGCCAGCGCCGGCCGUGCCCGUCCUAAGAUCAUUACCAGUGAUCCCUACACCAAAGUCGUCGUCGCCGGCGCCACUGUCGCUCGCACCCACGUCAUCCCCAACACUGAGGACCCCGUCUGGCGCCAGCGCUUCAGGAUUCCGCUCGCGCAUUGCGCUGCCAAGAUCGAAUUCCAGGUCAAGGACAAUGACUUGUUCGGCUCUCAGCUCAUCGGGACCGCCACCAUCCCUGCUGCCCUCGUCGCCUCGGUCGGUCUGUCCCAGGAAUGGCUCCCGAUCAUCGCACCUACCGGGCGGCCGCCAAAGCCAGACUCCGCUCUCCUGGUGUCCUUGUCAUUUACCCCCGUGGAAGCGAAUCCGCUGUACCGGCAUGGGAUUGCUGGCGAUCGCAAACACUUGGGGGUGAGCGACACUUAUUUCCAUCUGAGGAAGGGGGGGAAGGUAACCCUCUACCAGGAUGCACAUGUGAGGGCAGGAGAGCUUCCUGGGAUCGAAUUGGAGGGUGGGAAGGUGUUUCAGCAGGGCAAGUGCUGGGAAGACAUAUGCCAUGCGAUCUUGGAGGCUCAUCAUUUGAUUUAUAUUGUUGGAUGGUCGCUCUAUGACAAGGUUAAGUUGGUAAGGGAGCCGACCAGGCUAUUACCGGCAGCUGGGAAAUGUACUUUAGGAGAGCUGCUGAAGUACAAGUCAGAGGAGGGCGUCCGUGUGUGUGUGCUGGUCUGGGAUGACAAGACUUCACAUGAUAAGUACUUCUUCAAGAGUGCGGGAGUGAUGCAAACUCAUGAUGAAGAAAUAAGGAAGUUUUUCAAGCAUUCAUCUGUGAUCUGUGUGCUGUCACCACGUUAUGCAAGUGGAAAGCUUAGCAUGGUUAAGCAACAGGUUGUGGGGACUCUCUACACACACCACCAGAAAUGCUUACUUGUUGACACAGAGGCUUCUCCAAGUACAAGAAAAAUUACUGCUUUCCUUGGAGGUCUCGAUCUUUGUGAUGGCCGCUAUGAUACACCCCAACAUAGACUCUUUCAAGAUCUUGAAUCAGUGUAUGAUAAUGACUUUCAUAAUCCCAUAUUAAGUAUACAAAGUAAGGGCCCAAGGGAACCAUGGCAUGAUCUACAUUGCAAAAUUGAAGGGCCUGCUGCUUAUGAUGUACUUAAGAAUUUUGAGCAGCGUUGGAAGAAGGCAACACAAUUUCAUGUAUUUAGGAAGCAUUUGAAAAACGUAACCCGCUGGCAGGAUGAUGCUUUAAUAAAGAUAGACCGUAUCUCAUGGAUACUCAGUCCUUCACCUUCACACACUAAUGCACAUGGUGAUCCAAAUAUAUGGGUCACCAGUGAAGAAGAUUGUGAGAACUGGCAUGUUCAGGUCUUCCGGUCUAUUGACUCUGGAUCUGUAAAAGGAUUUCCUAAAUCUGUUGAUGAAGCUGGAUCUAUGAAUCUUGUAUGUUCAAAAAAUCUGGUGAUUGACAAGAGCAUCCAUACAGCAUAUGUGAAAGCCAUCAGGUCUGCACGCCACUUCAUAUACAUUGAAAACCAGUAUUUUCUUGGUUCAUCCUAUGGUUGGCUGUCUUAUGACAAUGCUGCAGGAGCUGACAAUUUGAUCCCAAUGGAGUUGGCACUGAAGAUUGCUAGCAAAAUUAGAGCUGGAGAGAGGUUUGCUGUAUACAUAGUUAUACCAAUGUGGCCUGAGGGAGUCCCUACGUCUAAUUACGUUCAAGAGAUCCUUUAUUGGCAGGGCCAAACAAUGAAGAUGAUGUAUAGCAUCAUUGGAGAGGAGCUCAAAUCAACAAACAAUGACAAGGCUCAUCCGCAAGAGUACUUAAAUUUUUACUGUCUUGGCAAACGAGAACUCCCGAAUCAUACCAUCCAUUCAACUACCCAAGUAUCAAAUGAGGUAGUUUCGUCUGAAAAGUAUCGUCGGUUCAUGAUUUAUGUCCAUGCAAAAGGGAUGGUAGUAGAUGAUGAAUAUGUGAUUUUGGGAUCCGCCAAUAUCAAUCAAAGAUCCCUGGAUGGUUCAAGAGAUACUGAAAUUGCUAUGGGUGCAUAUCAACCUUAUUAUACCUGGGAGUCAAAAAGAAUACAUCCACAGGGCCAGAUCUAUGGAUACAGGAUGUCGUUAUGGGCUGAGCAUCUUGGUGGGGUGGAUCCACUUUUUAAGGAGCCUCACAGUUUGGAUUGUGUAAAGUAUGUUAACAAGUUAGCUGAGGAGAACUGGAGCCGAUAUAAUGCCGAGGAUAUAAUUCCAUUGAAAGGCCAUCUUCUCAUGUAUCCUAUUAGUGUUGAUGCUGAUGGUAAAGUGGAGCCAUUGCCCGGCAAAGAAACCUUUCCUGAUGUUGGUGGUAAGGUUUUAGGAGAGCCUACUACUCCACUCCCAGACGAGCUAACCAUGUGAUCCAAUGUUUUUCUUCCAAGCAGCCAAACUUUGACCAGUAAAUUCAGUCCCCACUUCUGCACAAAUAUUUUCUCGUACCUUUUCCAAUUUAAAGAUAACCUGUGGUAGAUGCUAACUGUAAAACAAAUGAUGG
Musa acuminata subsp. malaccensis (wild Malaysian banana) is the source of this 3318-nucleotide messenger RNA. The record is from RefSeq and is a predicted model, not a curated record. Lineage: Eukaryota; Viridiplantae; Streptophyta; Magnoliopsida; Zingiberales; Musaceae.